Metarhizium acridum CQMa 102 is the source of this 561-nucleotide messenger RNA. Its product is annotated as n-terminal acetyltransferase c complex catalytic subunit mak3. Gene Ontology annotation, molecular function: protein-N-terminal amino-acid acetyltransferase activity. Gene Ontology annotation, biological process: N-terminal peptidyl-methionine acetylation. NCBI's taxonomy places the organism in Eukaryota, Fungi, Ascomycota, Sordariomycetes, Hypocreales, Clavicipitaceae. Gene Ontology annotation, cellular component: NatC complex. The record is from RefSeq and is a predicted model, not a curated record.
AUGGCGCUCCCACGAAAAGAGGAAUCGUCCUCGCACUUGCGCUUCAUCCAGUAUCAGCACAGUCUUGAGUCUGAAUAUUUGCCAGCCAUACGGUCACUCAUCUCUAAAGACCUGAGCGAGCCUUACAGCAUCUAUGUCUACAGAUACUUUCUUUGUCAAUGGGCCCAUCUCUGCUUCAUGGCCAUAAAUCCAUCCGACUCAUCCCUUGUCGGUGUCAUCAUUUGUAAACUAGAAGUUCACUCGUCUCACUCUCCACCGACUCGGCGCGGGUAUAUUGCUAUGCUGGCAGUCGAGUCGUCCUUUCGCGGCCAUGGCAUCGCAACAGCCCUCGUGCAACAAGCCAUCGACGCCAUGACCAAACGCAAUGCCGAUGAGAUUGUACUGGAGACUGAAGAAUCAAAUACGCCGGCCAUGAGACUCUACGAACGGCUGGGGUUCUUGCGGUCCAAAAAGUUGCAUCGUUACUACCUGAAUGGCAAUAGCGCCUAUCGACUCGUUCUCCCGCUAAGGAGCGUUGACUUCGACAUCGCCCAGGACUAUCUCACUGGGGAAGUGUCUUGA